Molecule: messenger RNA, 6606 nt
Organism: Carassius gibelio (silver crucian carp)
Lineage: Eukaryota; Metazoa; Chordata; Actinopteri; Cypriniformes; Cyprinidae
Product: beta/gamma crystallin domain-containing protein 1
Exons: 20
Source: RefSeq, a predicted model, not a curated record
AAGACCACAUCUCCUACUGGAUCAGCUAAUGAACAGACCACGCCUCCAACAGGAUCAGCUAACGAAAAGACCACAUCUCCUACUGGAUCAGCUAAUGAACAGACCACGCCUCCAACAGCAUCAGCUAAUGAACAGACCACACCUCCAACAGGAUCAGCUAACGAAAAGACCACGCCUCCAACAGCAUCAGCUAAUGAACAGACCACGCCUCCAACAGGAUCAGCUAACGAAAAGACCACAUCUCCUACUGGAUCAGCUAAUGAACAGACCACGUCUCCAACAGCAUCAGCUAAUGAACAGACCACGCCUCCAACAGCAUCAGCUAAUGAACAGACCACGCCUCCAACAGGAUCAGCUAACGAAAAGACCACAUCUCCUACUGGAUCAGCUAAUGAACAGACCACGCCUCCAACAGGAUCAGCUAACGAAAAGACCACAUCUCCUACUGGAUCAGCUAAUGAAAAGACCAUGCCUCCAACAGCAUCAGCCAAUGAAAAGACUACUCCCCCAGCAGCAGCAUCAAAUGAACAGACCACGCCCCUAAGGGCAUCAGCUACUGAACUGACCUCGCCUCCAACAGCAUCAGGCAUUGAAUCAGCCACGCCUCUACCAGCACCAACCAUUGAGACAACUUGCACAUUAUCCGAUAAUGUACAAACCAUACCAUCUGCCUCAUUAACCGUUAGGUCUCCCUCCACUUCAUUAGCCUCCAGUGAUGAAAAGAACAAACCUCCACCAGCCUCAUCUAAUGAAAAUGACACAACUCCAUCAGAGUCAACUAGCAAAAUGACAACUAAUGAAAAUACCAAAUCCCCACAAGCCUCAACCAAUGGCACAACCUCCACUUUACCUGCCUCGCCUAAAGAAAAGACUACACCUUCACCAGCAUCAACCACUGAGACACUCUCUGCUACAUUAAGCUCCAGUGACGACAUAAACAAACUUCAUCCAGCCUCAACUAAUGAGACAGUCUCUGCUUUACCUGACUCAGCUAAUGAUAAGACAGUGCCUUCAACAGCCUCAACUAAUGAAAAGAACACAGCUACAAUAGAGUCAAGUAAUAAAUGGACAACUAAUGAAGAGACCACAUCUCCACAAUCCUCAACCAAUAAAACAACCUCCCAAAAAAAGACUGCUCCCCUACCAGCAUCAAUCACUGAGACAAUCUCUGCUACAUUAAGCUCCAAUGAUGACAAGAACACACCUUCACCAACCUCAACUAAUGAAAAAACUACAUCGUCAUUAGACUCCAAAGAGAGAACCACACCUCCACCAGCCUCAACUAAUGAUACAAUCUCCACUUUGACUGGCCUGGCUAAUGAAAAGAACACCCCUCCCGCAGCAUUAGCCAAUGAAAAAGCCAAACCUAUACCAGGACCAACUAUUGAGACAACCUCCACAUUAUCUGGCUCAGAUAAUGAAAAGACCACUCCAUCUGCAUCAUCAACCAUUGAGUUUGCCUCCUCUUCAUUAGGCUCAGGUGAUGACAAGACCAAACCACCAUCAGUCUUAAAUAAUGACAAGACCACACCUCCACAAGCCACAACUAAAGAAAAUGCUGCACCUCUACAAUCUUCAACCAAUCCACCAGUCUCCAUUGAUAUCACUACUAAAAAUGAAAAGACCACACCACUACCAACAUCAUCCCAUUCCCCCCUAACCUCUAUCAAUGGAAAUAAUAUAACUCCACUUCCUUCAUCCAAAGAAAAGACAAUAUCACCACCAGACAAUGAUAGUAGCAAGGCCACACCUUCACCAGAAAAGCCCUUGGGUCCUGAAGUCUCAGUGAAAGAGAAGAUCUUCUCCAUUAAAUCUACAACUCCAUCCACAAGAAAAAAUGAAUUUAUCCUCAAACCCUUUCUCCUUCCACAAAUCCCUGCUGCACCCGGAAGCUCCUCCCAAAGCAGGGACUCUCCAUCUAGCUGGCUCGAUGUGGAUCACCAACGUCCUUUAAGGAAGAAGCUGUUGAUUCCAGAUCCCAAGCUGAGCUCCUCUGCGAGUGAGACCAACCUCCUGAACACAUCGGGAGAUUUUGACCCAGAUGACUUCAUUGCAAAUGUGAAAAGGCUAGCAAUGCCAUUCAAUCUUCCCCUACGCAAACACAAUAAACAUCGUCUGCAAGCACCUCCGUUUGCCAUGCCUGCCAUCAAAGAAGACCACUUUGAGAAACCCUUUGAUCCGGAGGAGUUCCAGUAUGGCUUGAGGCGAAGGAGAGAAUUCAUUUUGGAUUUGCCUUCAAGUUCAAAAUCAAAGAGUCAAGCUGCAGAAGUCAAGGACGCAGAGAUCAAACCAAAACGAGAGAGCAUCCUCACGAGGUCCGUUAUCUUUCAGAGAGCAAGGAAGGGGUCUGAAAAGGUAGAGGAAGAAAAAGAGGAGGGAACAGAUGUAAAUACAACAGAAACACUGAAGCCAAAAUCUCGUUUGGAGAGAUGCUCUAUCGUAAGCGUUCUACGCAGCCCCAGUAAAGGAAGACGAAUGGAGUUUUUAAGCCCCACUGAGAGUCCUUCAGGUGGACUGUUAUCACCCAGCGAUGGUUCUGGGUAUACAGCACCUCCAGAAUUACAGCUAGCCCCAACUAUAGAACCAACCAAAUUGGUCCCAAUAGAGGAAACCCUAGUUAAGAAUAACAGCCACGAUACACUGUCUGGUUCUCAGGUUAUUCUAAAAUCUAGCUCGGACAUUGGGCUUGCCAUGACACCUGACCUCAAAACGUCUUCAAGAGACCCCACAGUCUCUCUAUUAAAAGACUCUAGUGGUAGCCAAGCUAGUUCCCAGGUUGUACCGACUCCUAUGAAAGAUGAUGAACCUACUCUUGCACCUGACUUGAAAGCAAAUUCAGCAGAACCUUCAGUCACCAUGUUUACAGACACUAAUGUUCCUACUCCCCCCAGUGAUUCCCAGACCAGUUCCCAAGUUGUGCUGAAACCUAUGAAAGAUAUUGGACCUACCCUGGCACCUGACUCGAAAACAACUUCAGCAGACCUUCCAAUCACAAUGUUAACAGACACUGAUGCUCCUCCACCUAGUUGUACUCAGUCUGGUUCCCAGGAUGAUGGACUUGCCAUGACACCUGACCUUAAUGCCUCUACUCCUCCCCGUGGUUCCCAGACUGAUUCCCAGGUUGUACUGAAACCCACUACAGAUGAUGGACCUACACUGACAACUGACUUGAAAAUAACUUCAUUAGACCCUUCAAUCACCACGUUAACAGACGCUAAUACACCUUUGAUGCCUAGUUAUACCCAGUGUGGUUCCCAGGAUGAUCUUAAACUUAUCAAGGAUGAUGGACCUGCAAUAAUACCUGAUCUCCAAAAAACUUCAAGAGACCCCACAGUCACUAUGUUUACAGACACUAAUGAAUCACUGCUUCUCAAUUGUACCCAGACUGGUUCUGAUGAUGCCCUGAAAACAACUACAGUAGAUGUGAAUGCUUCUCCACCAUGUCCUUGCUUUGAUGACAUAAUGUUGCCUUGUUUCCUGGAGAAAUUUCUUCCUGAGGAACCUGAAAACGCUCAACCAUCAAAUAAGAUCAACCCACUGAUGGCUAGAGAAAGUGCCUCAGUUCCUGGUCUAGUGGAUCUGAAUAAGGCUGUUGACGUAGCUGAUGGGAAGAUCCCAGAAGAGACGAUUCCUCCGGCACCUGUAGUUCCAGCGGCUCAAAUCCCUCAAGCUAAACCUCAGCGAACACUUCCAAAUAUUCCAGCUUCUCGCGGAAUCCACCGGCGUCCUGGAAAGAUUGUGAUAUUUGAGCACCAUCAGUUCAGCGGUCAGUCCUUUGAGUUCUACAGGGAUCAACCUGAUUCCACACACAUGAAACUGUCCAGUGUCAUAUCUGUUAAAGUGGUCAGAGGAUGCUGGAUAUUAUAUGAGAAACCGGGAUUUGAGGGACGAUGCAUCCCUCUGGAAGAGGAAGGAGUUAUAGAACUGCCCAAUCAAUGGACAGAAGAGGGUGAAGAAACAUCUGCCCCUGUGGUCAUUGGCUCAAUUCGACUGGCUGUCAUAGACUACACUCCUCCCCGGAUAGAGCUGUUCACCGAGCCCGCUGGAAUGGGCAGAAGCUCUGAGUUUGUGGAUGAAACUGUGGAAGUGGGCAGUUUUAACCGUCCUCAGAGCACCGGCUCCAUCAAAGUCCACAGUGGUCUGUGGAUGGUUUACAGUGAUCCAGGUUUCCAGGGUCUGCUGGCGGUUCUGGAGGCCGGAGAGUAUCCGUUCCCGGAGGCCUGGGGUUUCCCGUCGCCCGUGGUCGGCUCUCUGAGACCUCUGAGAAUGGGCGCUCUGAAGGUCGAGAAGCCAAACGCAGUCAAGGCCGUGUUGUAUGAGAAGGCCGGUCUGGAGGGCCGAUGCAUGGAGGUUCAGGGAGACGUCUUCUCCUUCACCAGGACAGAAACGGACCCGAGCGACCCGGACGAUCACGGACUGAACUGUGUGGAAUCACUCAAGAUCCUCGGAGGCCUGUGGGUGGGAUACGAUGACGAAGAUUUCGAGGGGCAGCAGUUCGUUCUGGAGGAAGGAGAGUAUUUGGACUGGACAGACUGGGGCGGAACGGGGGAACAACUCCUCUCUCUACGGCCCGUUUUCAUGGAUUUCUCCUCCCCUCAUAUGAAGAUGUUUAGUGAGCCGGACUUCUCAGAGCGCGGCGUCUGCAUGGACCUCCUGGAGCCGCUGGAUAACGCCUUGAACACACGCUACGGCCCGCAGACGCGCUCCAUCGAGGUCCUGGCCGGAGUGUGGGUGGUGUUCGAGGGUCCCGGGUUCUCGGGUCAGCAGUAUGUUCUGGAGAAGGGUCUGUACGGAAGCCCGGAGGACUGGGGCUCCUCCCACAGCCGCGUCUGCUCGGCCGUCCCCGUGAUCCUGGAAAAUCUGGAAAGCUCCUGCCACUUCCAGAUGGAGUUAUUCUCUGAGUCUGGAUUCGGAGGAACAUCUGUCCUGCUGAAGGACUCAUUACCCACAAUCCCCAGCGGCUUCAGUGUGCGCUCCUGCAGGGUUCAUGCGGGCAGCUGGCAGGCGUUCAGCGGCGAGUGUUUCUCGGGUCAUCAGUGUGUUCUGGAGGAGGGUUUUUAUCCUGAUCUGAGGACGAUGGGUUUCUCUGAGCCGGACGCAUCAGUGCUGUCUCUGCAGCCCACGGGACUCGAGCUCUCGGUGCCGACGCUGCUGCUGUUCGAGCGAUCUGGACUCCGAGGACGGAGGACGCCGCUGAAGACGGCUUCGGUGAAUCUGCAGCUCACACACAGCUGCUCCAGAGUCUCUUCUGUGCUGGUGCUCGGCGGCAUCUGGGUUCUGUACGAGGAUCAUAACUUCAGAGGCUCUCAGAUCCUGCUGAAGCCUGGCGCCGUUCCUGAUUGGCCCAAACUCUCCUCCUGGCUGCGAAUCGGAUCGCUUCGGCCGCUCAUUCAGAAACAAGUGCAUUUCCGUCUGCGGAACAAAGAGGCGGGGCUUCUGAUGUCCGUCAUCGGAUUAUUGGACGACAUCAAACUGAUGCGUAUCCAGGUGAGCGAGGAAACGGGCGGAGCUGAGCAGAUCUGGACCUAUCAGGACGGUCAGCUGCAGUGCAAGGCUCUGCUGGACGUGUGUGUGUGUGUGAGUUCUGGUGGCCUGAUGUCUGGCAGUAGAGUGGUUCUCUCCGCUGAAGCCGGAACACCGCAGCAGCUCUGGAGCGUCUCGAGCGACGGGAUCAUCCGGAGUCACGCCAGACCAGAGCUUGUGCUGGAGGUCAAAGGGGGUCAGCAGUUUGACAAACACCAGAUUAUCGUGAACGAAUUCCACCCUGACAAACUGAAUCAGCGCUGGUCUCUGGAGCUCCUCUGAGCUGCGCCACAGGACCCACUGCUCUGCUGCGGAGCUGCGCCAGGGGGACCAGCGUCCUGUGAGGCAGCUGCACCAGGAGGACUCUCUUUCUCAUGAGAGCCAGUGGAUGGAAAAUGACCAUAAUCAGCUGGACGUUGUGUUAUUUUCUUAGAUGAACUCUCAGAUCGACAGGAAGAAAACACAUUCUUGAACAAUAAUAACUGUUUUCUUAUGUGUCAAGCGUAUAAACGUGCCUGUGUGGACACUGUAUUAAAGCACAAAGUGUUUAGAAAAUGUUUUUUAAAAAAGUUUGUUGUGUUCUAAUCAGUGAGACGUGAGAUCAGCUCUGUGCUGAUUGGCCCGUGGGGAUUGGCUGGCUGCUGAUUGGCUGUCAGGGGAUUCUGGUGUUUUAUGGUUCAGGAGCUCCAGACAGAAGCCUCUUCUCACAGUCAGCACAAACCAGACCAGUGCUGAUCUGCAUUCGGCCACGAGUUAUGCACUGCUACAAAAAAACAGAUAAUAGUGGAGUGAAUUACAUGAGUUUUUUCUUGUAAUUCUGAGAAUUAUAAAUUGCUUUUUUAAAUCAAUAACUGAAUUUAUUACUGGACUGCACUGUAAAAACAACAUCCUUGUUUAACUUAAAAACUUAAUUCAUUACAACUCAUUUAUCCAAAUAUUGUCUAGUUGAAUUGUGUAUGUAUUCUGUGUAUGAGUUAUUAUUUUCAUGAAAAACAUGUCGUUAUGCAGAGUUAUUAAUUCAUACAAUUUAAAACAAUAACAUAUGGAACAGAAAAAAACAUUCAAAAUAUUAAUAAAAACUAU